Paraphaeosphaeria sporulosa is the source of this 891-nucleotide messenger RNA. RefSeq lists its product as uncharacterized. The transcript has 2 exons. The record is from RefSeq and is a predicted model, not a curated record. Lineage: Eukaryota; Fungi; Ascomycota; Dothideomycetes; Pleosporales; Didymosphaeriaceae. Bases 1 to 891 code for a protein of 296 amino acids.
AUGCCGUCUUACACCCUCCGCAUUUUUCUCUACCUCGCGCCCUCCCUCCUCGUGCUAUCGUUCUCCGCCUUGUUAGUCAUCCUCGAGCGCGUCACCCAGUCCCUCUUCCGCUCGCAUACGUCACGCGACUUCCGCUCCGGCUCCGUGGGCCUCUUCCUCGGCACCGACCUCAUUAUCGAUGAAGACUACUCGCCGACAUGGGCGAUGCUGGGCGUGAGCGCGCUCGGCAUACUGCUCUCGUGUUUCAGUGCAGCGGGCAUGUGGGAGCUGCGUCGAGUGGAUGGGACGCGGGGUGCGGGCCAGCGUGUGUGGUGCUGGGGCGUCAUCGCGAUGAACGCCAUCAUACUGGGCGUGAGCGUGGGCGUGCUGGCCUGGACGAGCAGUCUGCAGGCGGCGCAGAGCGGAGUGAACUUGAAGGGCGGCAAAGAGUAUACGCGGGAGACGUGGGUGUGUCGAAUCGAUGCGCUGUACACAGACGAGGAGUGGGCGGGGAGCGCAUGUGGGACUGCGAAAGCGAUGCGCUUCAUGCUCAUCCCGAUCGCUAUUGCCUCUCUCCUAGCCAUUGUCGCAGUAUGGUUCGCGGCAAAACCUCGAGGCGGUACCGGCUGGUUGCUCAGCGGAAAGGGCCGCUACGCAGGCUUCCAGAGCGUGUAUGAGAUGGGACCUCCAGGACCUCCGCCGCAGUACCAGCAUGCCCCCCCUCAGUUCUAUCCCAUGCCUCAGGCCUACCCGCAGCAAGGAUAUCCACAACAGGGAUAUGCACAGCCUGGGUAUGCGCUGCCACCGCAAGGCUUCCAACCGGGACAGUAUCAACCUCAUCCGGGCCCAUAUGCGCCUGCGCCGCCGAUACAGAAGAGUGCGGCAGCAAGUGAUCAGCCUGUAUUCCGAUGA